This is a messenger RNA of Conger conger (European conger), 1988 nucleotides long. It is a transcript of the gene tmeff2a, whose product is annotated as transmembrane protein with EGF-like and two follistatin-like domains 2a. Bases 585 to 1721 code for a protein of 378 amino acids. The record is from RefSeq and is a predicted model, not a curated record. The transcript has 10 exons. Lineage: Eukaryota; Metazoa; Chordata; Actinopteri; Anguilliformes; Congridae. Gene Ontology annotation, molecular function: protein binding.
AACCAGGCUGGAGACCUGCUGCUCGGAUCCAGCUGAACAGAAUCGGCGAAGAGCAGGAGAGGUAGCGCAGGAGCGCUACUUGGACCAGUGACUUAACGUUGUGUCCAACGCGCUUGCGAAUCCAGAGCAGCCGGGCGUAUGAGCGCUUCGUUUUUGCCAGUGGAUCUUACAACUGCGUGUGUCUUCUCUGGAGGAUUUGUGUACAUUUUCUAUUGUUUUCUUCCUCUUUAUUUUCAUUACCCGGCUUUAUAGGGAAGCAUCCUAUACCUGCCUGCUCUCUUACCUAACAACUGACCACCCAGUUUCCUACCCGAAAUCAUCCCACUCCCAUCGCCCCCACCCUUUCCCUCCUCCCCUAACCUCAGCCCUGAACCCCUUCAUAUUACAGCUGAACACUGAAGUCGGGAGGAUCAGUCUAUUGCCCACAGUACUUCAUGGGGCUCCCUUCUUUGCCCGGAAAAUGUUUUUUACUUCGCGUCUGAGCUCGCCGCUGUCACCGCUCGCGCUAGGAUCGGAGUUUCUGGUGAAUGUCUGCAGUUUCUACCCGCGUCGCUUGUGUUUUCGGGGGACGCAGCUGAACUGAGAUGGGUUUCUCGGUGGCAGUGCUACAGCAGCCUACACGCCCGCAGCAGUGGAGCAGGACUCUGGGAGACUGGGUUUUGAUCGCGGUGGUAUCAUUUCUCGCGACUUUACCUGUACAGCAACUUCGCGCUUUCCCCUCUUCCCUGAGCGAUUGUCAAACGCCUACAGGCUGGAACUGCUCCGGUUUCGAUGACCGGGACACGGAUCUCUUCCUGUGCGCCACCAACACUUGCAAGUUCGACGGGGAAUGUUUGAGAAUCGGGGACACCGUCACGUGCAUCUGCGACUUCAAGUGCAACAAUGACUACGUCCCCGUGUGUGGCUCCAACAACGAGAACUACCAGAACGAGUGCUAUCUGCGCAAGGACUCGUGCAAGCUGCAGACAGAGGUGCUGGUGGUCUCGGAGGGAUCCUGCCCUGUCGAUGCUGGAUCUGGCUCUGGGGAUGACGGUGGAGAGGGUUCUGCUGAGACCAGCCAGAAGGAGUCGUCCACCUGCGACAUCUGCCAGUUUGGAGCCGAGUGUGACGAGGACGCGGAGGAUGUGUGGUGCGUGUGCAACAUCGACUGCUCCCACAUCAGCUUCAACCCUGUCUGCGCAUCCGACGGCAAGUCCUACGACAACCCCUGCCAGGUGAAGGAGGCCUCCUGCCAAAAGCAGGAGAGGAUCGAAGUCAAGUACCUGGGCCACUGCCAAGGCGACAUGACCACCGGUUCCAAGUCUGGAGAUGGCCACUACCCCAGGAAAGACUACACAGAGGAGAAGCCAGACAAGAUGGGCGAGGUGGCCAUCGGCCUCUACAUCCCCUGUCCUGAGCACUACAAGAACUACUGCAUCCACGGAGAUUGCGAGUAUCCCAACAGCCUAUCGCUUCCGUCCUGCAGCUGCCACUCUGGGUUCAGCGGGCCGCAGUGCGAUACGAAGGAGUACAACGUGUUGUACGUGGUGCCCGGUUCCGGAAAGCUCCGCUACGUCCUGAUCGCCUCCAUCAUCGGCGCUGUUCAGGUGGCCAUCAUCUGUGUGGUGGUGCUCUGUAUCACGAGGAAGUGCCCCAGGACCAAUAGGAUUAACCGGCAGAAACAGAACGCCACCCACUACAGCUCAGAGAACACGAUGCGCGCCUCCACCAGGCUGAUCUGAGGAGUCCUGGGAACAGCGAGCACGAGACGGGCGGACCGACCGCCCCACCCACCCCCUCCCGAACGCCACCCCCCUCCGCCUCCCCCCCCCCCCCCCCCCAGCCCAGACACUGUGGACUGACCCAUGAGGACGGGGGGGGAAGGGGGGCGAGAGGCAGGGGCGGCACAUCGAGGGGGAGGUGGGGGUGGCAGGAACUCCACACGUUGCCUUGCGUUUGUGGUAUACGACACCAAUGAAGACAUGACGAUAUUACAACUAUAUUUGGUU